AUUAAUGUCGCAUCAGUAUCGUGUUCAAAAUGUGCUUGUUAUUAUUUUUGAAAAUCAUCAAAGCCCGUAACUAAUUCGGUCAGUACAACCCAUAUGACGACUAAUCGUAAUAAUGCAUUUUUGAUUAGAACUUAGCGUAUAGUGUAUACUAAUUAUUUGCACAAUUUGCACGAUGCCGUUUUUUUCCGACUACGGCAAUUACUUGCACGGGUCGGCUCCGUUCUCCUCGCAAUAUUACAGUCAGUUGCUGCCCUACCCUGGGUCGAACCCCGGGGGCCGGACGGCGCUCCGGGCGCAUGCGGCGCGUAGUAACUACAACUCGAUGGUGGUCGAACAGACACUGAGGGCCAUACGUAGAGGCCCGGCCGCGUUGGCUGCCCGACACUACGCCCGACCGGUGCACGUAAACGCUUCGGAAAUCGACGUGACGUCGCCGCGGCGGCCGCGGCGGACGACCGCAACAGAAACAGCGGCGGACAAUGUCGCCGGCGGCGUCGGUGGUGGCAGCGUCAUACACCGUGGUCGCACGGUGGUCCGGUUGCACACGAACAAAAACAACAACAAGAGGUCAGAAAAACUGGUCGAGAACCAGACGGUACCAACGGUCACCGUCGCGGACAUCGAGCCGUCGGCGCGCUGCACCGUGGGUUCGGCGCUGCUGUUCGAAGAAGGCUUGGCGAAAAAAGGCACCAUAAAGCGGCACACGUCCGCGGGUGUCAAAGUGCCCGUAAACGAUGACCGCCGGCCGUCCGUCACCGACGAGAUAUUGCGCGAGCAGGAGGCGCUCUUUGACACGAUGAUCAUGGAGGAAAUGGAAGGGCAGCAGAAAAGGGUACGGCGCAAGAGCUACCCGGUGGACAUGGGUGGCGGUGGUGGUGGUGGUGGGGAUGGAAAGCAGCCGCAUAGGACCAGGGAAAUGCGGAAAAAAUCUGUGGCUGCGGCCAUGGUGUAUGGAGAACACGUGGACAAACUGGCCAAGAACAAGACCGCCGGCACCAACUGGAAGUUGAACUACGACGUGAUCAUCGAGGAGAGCGGCAUCGAACCGGUAAGUUUUACGUUCAAGCUGAACAAUACGACGAAAAAAGAGAGCGACAGUCGAAGCAGUGAUAACGGUAAGCUCGACGCUAACCAUAACGUAGUCAUCAGAAAAUCGCAUGAUAACGAUAAUGAACGCGACAAAAAAAACAACAACAACAAAAAGCAUGCAAAAACUGUAAUUAAUAAAAAUCAGAGUAAUAAUGAUAAUUCGGAAGGUGGUGCAGUUGGCGUGUUGCCGAAAAAGACGAAAGUAGUGAAGAAGAAAAUAAUCGUCAAGAAGAAGGUAGUCAAAAAGAAGGAAAAGGAAGAGAAGGAGGAAAAAGAGGAGCUAGCCGAAAACCAGCAGGACAAACAGGGGUUGCAGAAGAAAAAGACCCCUUCGCCGCCAAAAAAAGGCAGUUCUUCGAACGCUGCAGUUGCAGCGCCCGCUGUGAUUACGCCGUUUGUGCGUGCGUCUUUUGGCAAGACGUUCAUAUCGCCGUCACAAGUGAGCAGCACGAAGAGCAAGUUCGAAAAGCCAAAGCCCAAAAUCAAACUGGAAACGCCGCCGCCGCCGACACCACCGGCCCCGAUAACGCCGCCCGCCGCCGACAGUGGAUCUUCGUCCGGUGAGGACGAAUCGUCCGACGAAGAUGACUCUUCGUCGUCGUCGACGUCGUUGUGCAGCGGCACCAGUGGCAGCACGUUCUACGACUCGGACGAUUACGGUGACAAAAGAGUUGCAUGCAGUAAUUCUUCGUUCGAUUCUGGUUUGCCAUCCUCGCCCGUACCCGCACCAGAUCCCAUAGACUCGUCGUCAUCGUCGGACGCAGCGACAAAUUCGUACCAGAUUGGCGGCGGUGCUGGAAAUGCGGACGGGGCCGAACGAUCGCUUCGUUCCUACAGUUAUCGGCACCAUUCGAGGCCUAAACGUGUUGUGCCGCCGGCCACCAGCAUACCGCGGUUCCGAAAGUAUGCGGUCGACGACUUUAACUUCUUGAAAGUGCUUGGCAAAGGCAGCUUUGGAAAGGUAUUACUGGCCGAACUCAAAGGUACCGAUUACUAUUAUGCGGUCAAAUGCCUAAAAAAAGACGUGGUGCUCGAGGAUGACGAUGUCGAAUGUACACUUAUCGAACGCAAAGUCCUUGCACUAGGAACAAACCAUCCUUACUUGUGUCAUUUGUUUUGCACCUUUCAGACUGAGUCUCAUUUGUUCUUUGUCAUGGAGUAUCUGAAUGGCGGCGAUUUGAUGUUUCACAUCCAACAGUCAGGACGGUUCGACGAAGGCCGAUCUCGAUUUUACGCAUCUGAAAUAGUGUCAGGUCUCAAGUUCCUGCACAAAAAAGGCAUUGUGUACAGGGAUUUGAAGUUGGACAACAUAUUAUUAGACUUCAACGGUCACGUGCGUAUCGCUGAUUUUGGAAUGUGCAAACUUCAGAUAUACUUGGACAAAACAGCAGAUACAUUUUGUGGCACGCCCGAUUAUAUGGCGCCAGAGAUAAUCAAAGGCCAGAAAUACAAUCAAAGUGUAGACUGGUGGUCUUUUGGCAUUCUGCUGUACGAGAUGUUGGUUGGCAAAUCGCCAUUCAGUGGUUGUGAUGAGGACGCCCUGUUUUGGUCUAUAUGCAACGAACAACCUCAGUACCCAAGAUACCUGUCGGUCGAUUCUAAAUCUAUUCUGGUAGCUUUACUAGAUAAAGAUGCUGCUAAACGAUUGGGGUCUUUGGAAGCAAACCAUUCGGCUGAGGAUGUGAUCAGACAUCCAUUUUUCAGUUCAAUGGACUGGUGUAAAUUGGAGAGAAGAGAGUUAGAACCUCCAUACAUGCCUAGAGUUUAUCAUCCUUUGGAUACUCAUUAUUUUGACAAGCACUUCACAAAAGAGAAACCGAGACUGACACCUGUAGAUAAAACCAUACUUCAGUCGAUGGAUCAGUCUCAAUUUGAUGGGUUUACCUACACCAAUCCAAAUGUCACAGAUUCAUGAGUCAUUGAGCAACUCAUUUUUUUGUAUAAAUAUAACCACAUCUUAUAAUUUUUGUAUUUGAUAAAUUCUUAUUCUUAUUUUUAUUAAAAUUUUUUUUUGUGUAUAACUAAGCUCAGUCAGUACAAAUAAGAUUGUUAGAAAAUGUUUAAAAUGUGAUACGUAAACAUAAUAAUAUUAUCACAACUUUUUAAUUUGUA
This is a messenger RNA of Metopolophium dirhodum (rose-grain aphid), 3201 nucleotides long. RefSeq lists its product as uncharacterized. Bases 173 to 3004 code for a protein of 943 amino acids. NCBI's taxonomy places the organism in Eukaryota, Metazoa, Arthropoda, Insecta, Hemiptera, Aphididae. The transcript has 8 exons. The record is from RefSeq and is a predicted model, not a curated record. Gene Ontology annotation, molecular function: ATP binding; protein serine/threonine kinase activity. Gene Ontology annotation, biological process: peptidyl-serine phosphorylation; intracellular signal transduction.